Osmerus eperlanus (European smelt) is the source of this 3874-nucleotide messenger RNA. Its product is annotated as activin receptor type-1B-like. The transcript has 8 exons. The coding region runs from base 64 to 1689 and encodes 541 amino acids. Gene Ontology annotation, molecular function: activin binding; ATP binding; activin receptor activity, type I. Gene Ontology annotation, biological process: cellular response to growth factor stimulus; activin receptor signaling pathway; nervous system development. The record is from RefSeq and is a predicted model, not a curated record. Gene Ontology annotation, cellular component: activin receptor complex; plasma membrane. Lineage: Eukaryota; Metazoa; Chordata; Actinopteri; Osmeriformes; Osmeridae.
UGUGCGUGUAUUGUAGCUAGUGCUUCUGUGAGCCUUGCUCGUCACACAUACUAGCUUAAAUUGAUGCAAUGCAAUGGGACUCUAGCGACCAUGGCUAAGAAACGGCUCUUAUUAACACUGUUCUUGUUUGUGGGCUCAUAUGGUACUUGUGAUGGUCUAUGGUGUAACUGCACUACAGCGCAGUGUGCGAAGACAGGCUUCCAGUGUGAGACCGACGGGGCCUGCAUGGCCUCCUCCUCCUCCAUAAAUGGGAAUGAGCAGCACAUUCGUAUCUGCAUCACCAACGACAAGCUGGAGCCUCCCGGCCAGCCCUUCUACUGCCUCAGUGCCGAGGGCCUGUUAAACACACAUUGCUGCUACACUGACUACUGCAACAGCAUCAGCCUCAAAGUACCCUCUAUGACGUCUCGGUUGGGCCUGGGGAGUGGUUUUGGCCCAGGGCGCACAUGGGGUCCUGUGGAGCUGGUGGCGGUGAUUGCGGGCCCGGUAUUCCUGCUGUGUGUGCUGCUGAUGCUGGGGGUCUUCCUGUUCCAGCACCACCAGAGGACCUACAGCCACAGACAGAGGUUGGAGGUGGAGGACCCCAGCUGUGACCACCUGUACCUGGCCAAGGACAAGACCCUGCAGGACCUCAUCUAUGACAUGUCCACUUCUGGAUCUGGCUCCGGUCUCCCUCUGUUUGUACAGCGCACCGUGGCACGGACUAUCGUUUUGCAGGAGAUCAUUGGGAAGGGGCGUUUUGGUGAGGUGUGGCGUGGUCGCUGGCGUGGUGGGGAUGUGGCAGUAAAAAUCUUCUCGUCACGAGAGGAGCGCUCUUGGUUCCGGGAAGCCGAGAUUUACCAGACCAUCAUGCUUCGUCACGAGAACAUCCUCGGGUUUAUCGCCGCUGACAACAAAGGUAAAUGCUGGCUGCAUGUUCUGAGAAAGGGUAUACUGUGUAAAGAAUUGUAUCUGUAUUUAAUCUUUAUCUUCUCCCUCUUAGAUAAUGGCACCUGGACCCAGCUGUGGCUGGUGUCAGACUACCAUGAGUAUGGCUCUCUGUUUGACUAUCUGAACCACUACUCCGUCACCAUCGAAGGCAUGAUCAAGCUGGCGCUGUCUGCUGCCAGCGGCCUGGCACAUCUGCACAUGGAGAUCCUUGGCACUCAGGGUAAGCCUGGCAUCGCCCACCGAGACCUAAAGUCUAAGAACAUAUUGGUGAAGAAGAACAGUACCUGUGCCAUUGCUGACCUUGGUUUGGCCGUUCGCCACGAGUCUGUCUCCGACACAAUCGACAUAGCCCCCAACCAGAGAGUGGGCACCAAGAGGUAUAUGGCCCCUGAGGUUCUGGAUGAGAGCAUCAACAUGAGACACUUUGACUCGUUUAAAUGUGCAGAUAUCUACGCCCUGGGCCUAGUCUACUGGGAGAUAGCACGCCGCUGCAAUGCUGGAGGUAUACAUGAGGAGUACCAGCUGCCGUACUAUGACCUGGUGCCCUCUGACCCUUCCAUAGAGGAGAUGAGGAAGGUGGUGUGUGAUCAGAAACUACGACCUAACGUGCCCAACUGGUGGCAGAGCUAUGAGGCCCUGCGUGUGAUGGGUAAAAUCAUGAGGGAGUGUUGGUACACUAAUGGAGCUGCCCGCCUCACUGCCCUGCGCAUCAAGAAGACCCUGUCUCAGCUCAGCCAACAGGAGGACAUCAAAAUCUGAGAUAGAGAGAGAGAGACAGAGAGAAAGUGAGAGAGCAAUGGCCCAAAGACUUUGGGGGGGAGGGGGGAGACCCUGUCCUAGACUAAGGGACAAGGUUUUAUUUGCUAAAAGAACGCACAAGUUAAAGAACAAAUAGACUGAUGAUGAAAGCUAAAUUGAGGUGGAAAAAAACCCUCUCCUGCCAGUUUGUCAAACCCCUUGAGUUGUGACCAGCCCUACCUCGCCUGCUCAGCUAAAACUACUGACGUGUCCUAUCAUCCCCUGCCCAGCAGUCCCUGCCCUGACAGCCUCCUCACUCACAGCUGUCCCUACUGAAUCGGCUGCACACUGCAAUUACUGCUACUAUUAAUACUGCCCCCUUCAGUGUCUCUGGUUGGAACAUAAAGUAUACAGCUGUUUAUUUAAUAACAGCAGAUGUCAGUUAAUUGCAUCCUUUUUGUUCGGUUAGUAGGUAAGUUUCUGUCCUUCAGUCAGGAUUUUUUUUCUAUUUAAUCGAUUUUUAUUUCGUUUUUCUGCAUUUUCAACUUUAUCAGUUGAGGAGGGAGGACUUAACUGUUGUUAUUCCAGAUGAGGAAUGAAUCUGGAUAGACUGAAAUCUCAUUUAGUCAAAUCCUGCUGAACAAAGGCCUGCAUCUUUUUGGUUUUUGCUCCACUGUAUUUGUAACUCUUUCUCUGUCACCUCAAUCUAAGACAGAAAUUGAUUUAACAAACUUGCGGCUCUAUGGUGAGCGAGUCUAUUAACUGUAUUGUAGCCAAUACACUACUGAAUCAUUUUUGUUCUUUCACACCUCCAUGUUCUUUUUCCCUCAGGGUUUGUUUACCCUGGCAAAGUGUAACCACUGUAUAUACAAUGACUUUUUUUUAAAGUAAGAUGAUGUACAUAACUCCUGGAAUUCAUUUUUAUUUUUCUUUAAAUAUUUAAAUCAUGGGUAUAAUGGUUGCACCUUUUAUACUGGUAGUAAAUGUGAGAAAAGGAGAAUGGCUUGUAUGUGCUCAAUUAUCCUCUACUGUACCAAUCCAAAGCAACACUACUGUAUGUCAGUCACUUCUGAGUCAUCAGAGCACAUACUGAACCCUUUCUAUGGUCUCUUGUGAUGUAGAACAGUAUUUGAUUCAAUAUUUCACUCUGUAUCCUGCAAUCAACUAUCUACCCAAAACCUCCUUGAUAUGCAAGUUGUAAAUAGUUUGUAUCAUGUGCACCGACUCAGAUGUAAAACAAACACGUUUUUGUCCAGUUCCUUUGUUUUUUUUCUUUUCAGGAAACUUGAGGUUUUGCCAUGAUGUAUUUGUCCCUUAUUGUUGCUAUUAUUUUUGUUAAGCUCAUAAGGUACUGCUGAUGUGAAGUCUUCCUUAUGUUAUAAAAGCCGACCAGAUUUCCUAGGGAAAAAGGCUGACAGGCCAUGUGUGCACUAUUCCACUAACAAAACACAACCAAAUUGUCAAAAACAGUUUUUUUUUUAUUGGGAUUCGAUUGGUGUAAGGAGCACAUUUCCCAAACCAUAGGAGACGAUAGAAUCUGGUUUCACUUGAAUCAGUUCUCAAAAGUGAUUAAUAUUUGAUGUUUUUGUAACUGACAGGGUCAAAACUACCUUUGAAAACAUAAUAGGAUAUUUAGUGUGCUUUAUACCUCGAGGUUGAACUUCAUUGUGAAUAAGAAAUACUACUGAUACUUGCUUCUCAGUGCUGUCUCACAGGAAGUAGAUGUGCCUGUAUUUAUUUUAAUCUUAUUUAAUCAAAUCUGUUGUUAUUGUUGAUUUCAUGCUCAUCUGCACUGUAUUUUGUAUACCUUGGGAAAAGUCCAUAGGUAAUGGUGUCCUGAACAUUUUUUGGACUGUGAGUGGGAGACCAGGACCUGGUUAUUACUGUAUAUUGAGUGGAUGGGGAAUGGUGAUCUUAUGCACAUACUAUGAGGCCAGGAAUUUUGCCUGGCAGUGUGUCCAGAAGACUGCGGUUGAUGGCAUCAUGCUUGUGGAUACUGUACAAGCAUGAAGAGGCAUCACCCAGAAAAGCUGUUUUAUUGCACUAUUGGUUGUUUUUGAUGAAGCACUGUUGGAUAAGGAUACCCAGGUCUCUAUACAGGCAUGUGGGCUUAAAGGCAACUGAAUCCAAGUAAAAAUGGCAGGACUAAUUUCCAAUAGUGUAAAUAGGUAUUCUAUAGAGAAAUAAAAACUCCGGUUUUCCAAUG